Nelumbo nucifera (sacred lotus) is the source of this 873-nucleotide messenger RNA. Its product is annotated as DnaJ/Hsp40 cysteine-rich domain superfamily protein. NCBI's taxonomy places the organism in Eukaryota, Viridiplantae, Streptophyta, Magnoliopsida, Proteales, Nelumbonaceae. The record is from RefSeq and is a predicted model, not a curated record.
AAAGAACAAAGCAAAAACGAGCGGCAAUCCCCGCCCACCAUCUCUCUCUCUCUCUCUCAUAUCUGCAUUUGCGUGCACAAGAAUAGAAGCACAAGCAGAAGCAGAAACAGAACACGGCAACCUUUAAUUUGUUAGGAGAGAAUCGAAAUGUCGAGCUGCUCGUGCGGCAGACCUGUAAUUUUGGCGAGAGCUGUGAACAGAAACUAUUUGAUUGAACAUAGAAAGAUUCGAAUCGAUAUGGGUAUGAUGCCUUAUCGUAGCAGUGGUGGAAAUAGUGGAAGAUUGAUGACUCAUGGGGAUUUUGGUGUUAGAGCAUCCAUAGUGGAUUCUUAUGAAAGUUCUUCCAACUUCGCCAAGCGUAUGGAGCAGGCAUGGUUAAUCUCUCAGCAACCAAGACCAAUUGCUUGUUCUUCAUGCAAUUCAAAAGGGCAUGUUGAAUGCAAAUGGUGUGGAGGAACAGGCUUCUUCAUCAUUGGAGACAAUAUGCUUUGUGAAGUGCCUUCAAAGAACACCAGCUGCAUUAUAUGUGCUGGAAAGGGAUCGAUGUGCUGCUCUGACUGUAAAGGAACAGGCUUCCGCGCCAAGUGGUUGGGACACCCUCCCAUCCUAAAGUAGCAGCAAUGGUUUGCAGUUCUAUAGUUAUAACGAAUAAAGCUGCCAAAGAGUGACAGGAUCCAUCUUGAAUUGAUCUGGUUUCCUCGUCGCAACAUCAUUGUCUUGAUAAGAUGACUAUGGAUUCCCACUCCAAACUACAAAGCAAAUCCUGUAUCACAUGUCAGGUGGUCAAACAUAAAUUCCAGUUUUAUAAUAUUUCAUGUUCAUAACACAGAAAUAUAGUUUCAACCCCAUAAUUUAAUAUUUUCCACUUACAGA